This is a messenger RNA of Halichondria panicea, 621 nucleotides long. RefSeq lists its product as uncharacterized. Bases 92 to 544 code for a protein of 150 amino acids. Gene Ontology annotation, biological process: ribosomal large subunit biogenesis; translation. NCBI's taxonomy places the organism in Eukaryota, Metazoa, Porifera, Demospongiae, Suberitida, Halichondriidae. The record is from RefSeq and is a predicted model, not a curated record. The transcript has 4 exons. Gene Ontology annotation, molecular function: structural constituent of ribosome; RNA binding. Gene Ontology annotation, cellular component: cytosolic large ribosomal subunit; ribosome.
UACUAGCGGUUAGUGUUUGUUAUUCCGACGACGUUUACUUGCCAAAAUACUGCAACGAUCUUUGCCCUGUUCUCAAUUUAUUACCUCGCGCAUGCGCAAUAGAGGCCUUUCUCCUCGUGGUCGUAUCAAAAUGGUGUUCAAGCGAUUUGUAGAGAUUGGCCGAGUGGCCUACAUCAAUGAUGGCCGUGAUAGUGGGAAGCUGUGCGUUAUUCUGGAUGUAGUCGACCAAAGAAGAGCUCUGGUGGACGGCCCCAACAUGAGACGACAGGCCAUUUCUUUCACAACGCUCUCUUUAACUGACUUCAAGAUUGGUAUCUCUCGCUCCGCUCGUCAGAAGCAGGUAAAGGCAAAGUUCGAGGAGGCGGACAUUGCCAAUAAGUGGCAACAAACUUCCUGGGCCAAGAAGAUUGCCAGGAGAGAAAAACGAGCGAAUCUGACCGACUUUGAUCGUUUCAAGCUCCGAGUUUUGAGGCAACAGAAAUCUCGCAUUAUUCGUGGUGGUGUUAACAAGCUCAAGAAAGCGGCAGCUGCAGCGGCCCAGUGACUGUAGAUUGUGCUUUAAUACUUGUCUGUUGGUCAUUUUACUAUUGAUGCAAAUGAUGAUACAAUGGUUGUGUAAUA